This is a messenger RNA of Cryptomeria japonica (Japanese cedar), 1472 nucleotides long. Its product is annotated as probable pyruvate, phosphate dikinase regulatory protein, chloroplastic. The transcript is spliced from 3 exons. Gene Ontology annotation, molecular function: ATP binding; transferase activity, transferring phosphorus-containing groups. The record is from RefSeq and is a predicted model, not a curated record. NCBI's taxonomy places the organism in Eukaryota, Viridiplantae, Streptophyta, Pinopsida, Cupressales, Cupressaceae. The coding region runs from base 120 to 1319 and encodes 399 amino acids.
CUUAUGUGUCAUCGUCCUGAGUGCAGAUUGAACUAAAAUGUCAGACUAAGAGCAAAUUGAACUACAAUGUAAAACUAAUCAGCCUGUAAGUUUCAAGCUGGAAGUUGGAGUGGUAAGGCAUGAUGUGUCUUUUGGGUUCCAAUUUUGUUGGCAGAGGAGCAGCAAUUAGUCGCUCAUUUUGCCCAUGCAAUUCCCUGCCUGUGGCAAAUGAUAAUGAGGCCCAAGCAGAAGAGGCCGACAAACCAUCCCUGGCAAACAACAAACAAGAUUGGAAAUCCAAAUCGAAGGGCAGCACACAGCUGAAGCGAUGGUCCAGAGUACGGGCUCUCCGUUCUCCCUCUGCCAGGAGUAGGUUCGACAAGGCACGCGUUGCUACUGAUACUGCUAUCAUUCCUUCUUGCCCUAUUUCUAGGGACGACGGAAAUUAUAGCGAUGAGGAAAACUUGACAUCUGGAAAAGCAAUUUUCGUGGUGUCAGAUGGGACUGGGUGGACGGGAGAGCACUCAGUGAACGCUGCCUUGGGUCAAUUCGAGCACUGCCUUGCCGACAGGGGCUGUGCUGUUAAUACCCAUUUGUUCUCUGGGAUCGAUGAGGUGGAUCGGCUGUUGGAGAUAAUAAUGCAAGCAGCAAAGGAGGAAGCGCUGCUUCUGUACACACUGGCUGAGGCAAGCAUGGCAGAAGCAGCGAAAAGGGGAUGUGAGCUGUGGGGGGUGCCGUACACAGACAUUCUGGGUCCUACAACAGAGGCAAUUGCCAGGCACUUAGGGGUUGCCCCUCUCGGCGUCCCUCGAGGGAAAUCCCCCUUGUCCAAACAGUAUUUCAAAACAAUUGAGGCGGUGGAAUUUACGAUAAAGCAAGACGAUGGAGCUGUCCCUCAGAAUCUCCACAAGGCAGACUUAGUAUUGGUUGGGGUGUCGAGGACCAGCAAAACGCCCCUUUCCACCUACUUAGCACAGAAGGGCUACAAAGUUGCAAAUGUGCCCCUUGUUCUUGGACUCAAUCCCCCCAAAGAGCUCUACGAAAUUGAUCAGGACAAAAUUUUUGGACUCAUCAUCAACCCUGUUAUUUUGCAAGCAAUACGGCUGGCAAGGGCCAACACUCUGGGGUUACAGCCGCAGUCUUCCACCACCAACUAUUCGGAAAUGGAUCAUAUUCGUCGAGAACUGGAUUACGCCAAAAAAUUCUAUGCUCAGAAUCCUGGAUGGCCUGUUAUAGAGGUCACUGGAAAAGCUAUAGAAGAGACAGCCGCCGUGGUUUUACGGAUUUAUCACGAGAAAAAACAGAAGUAUGAAAUGCCUCGCAUCUCAAAGCGAUAUUAGAUAUGUUUGUACAAGUGAGUGUUUGUGAAAUAUUGAAAUUCCUUUUCCAUUACAUGAUGCUUAUCCUAAGACAUAAGCUUGACAGUGUUCAAAAGUUGCUAGAUUGCUCCUGUACAACUAAAUGUUACGUUUGAAAAUCAUUUUUUUUUUUUU